Cariama cristata (Red-legged seriema) is the source of this 1926-nucleotide messenger RNA. Its product is annotated as protein AHNAK2-like. The annotation marks the transcript as partial. Lineage: Eukaryota; Metazoa; Chordata; Aves; Cariamiformes; Cariamidae. The record is from RefSeq and is a predicted model, not a curated record. Gene Ontology annotation, biological process: regulation of RNA splicing. Gene Ontology annotation, molecular function: protein binding. The transcript has 5 exons. Gene Ontology annotation, cellular component: costamere; nucleus; cytoplasm.
ACACCAACAACCUGUAUGCUGCUUUCAGGUUCUGGACGACAGCUGAGACCAGCUGAGCCUCCGGGAGAUGCUGAUGCGGAUGCAGAGGAUGAAGAUUCUGUUAAUGAAGUGGCAGUAGAAGACAUCCGUCCAAGGCCACAAGGAUCCUCUCCAGUUUAUGAAUAUUCCAUAGAAGAAGAAUAUUUAAAGGAGACAAUGGAAGUGACCCUGAAAACAGAAGUGGAAGCUGGUGCUAGUGGUUUUAGUGUGACGGGUGGAGGAAAUGAAGGAAUAUUUAUUAAAAAAGUGCUUAAGGAAUCUCCUGCUUCAAAAAUAUUUAGCCUGAGAGAAGGUGAUCAGCUUCUAAGUGCUACAAUAUUUUUUGAUAAUAUCAAAUACGAAGAUGCACUCAAGAUUCUCCAAUAUUCCGAGCCAUACAGAGUCCAAUUCAGCCUCAAAAGAAAAAUUGCUGGGAAAGAAGCACUAGAACACAUUCGCUCUACAGACCAGUACAAAAAGGAAAGAAUAAGCCAGGAAAAAGAACUCACUGAGAGCAUUCCUGAAGAAACACUGCAUGUUUCAGGAAAAGGCAUUUCAGAAGAAGACAGGGAAACAUUAAUUGUAAGCCAAAGGGUAGGAAGAAGCAAGAGACCUAAAAAAGACAGAUUAUCAUGGCCAAAAUUCCAGUCAAUUAAAAAUAAAAAGAUACUAGGGCACAGAAGAUCUCAUAGUACAUCAGAUGCAUAUGAGCCUGCUAUACAAGAUAUUUCCCCUACAAGCACAGAUACAGAGUCUCAAUUUCAACCAGAAGUCCAUAUCAAAGAAAAGAAAGGAAGCCAAAAGAAACUGAAGUUCCCUAGCAUUGGAUUCAAAAUGCACAGAUCCAAACCAGAACCGCAAGACAAGCAAAAAAAAGAAAUAAAAAAUACAGUGUUAUCUGAAAGAGAAAAAAUACAUAAAGAAGAUAUCAGCCUGGAAAAUCCUGAAAUUCUAACUGUUGAAUAUACCACAUCUCCUGCUUAUGAAAUUAAAACAGGGGAGAUACAUGAAACUAUAACAAAAGACUUAAAAGAGAUGAAAAACGGCAUUCCAUCUCAUGAAAAAAAAUGCCCUGAAGUUGAAAUAAGCAUUAAAAAAGAAAAAGACAAGGAAUCAAAAUCAGAAUUUACUGUACCUGAGGUACCAGCUAUAACAACACAGAUAUCAAAACCCAGAUUAGAAACACCUGACCUGAAAGAAAGCCCAACUAAACAAACAUCGCAAGUCUCAUCAAAGUCACGAAAAAAGAAACAGAAAGAAAGAGCAGAUAAAACAGAAGGAGAAAGUGGAAUUAACAUAGACCUGACGGGUCACACAUCACAAGGAUCUAUACAGGUAAAAGGUCUAGAAAUAGGCACUGCUAAAGCAGAAUUACACACAACAUCUGACACACUGGAAACCGGAGAAAAACAACCAGAAGACGACACACAAAUACUAACAAUUCAGAAAACAAAAUUUGGGAUUUCAAUGCACAGAAGAAAAGAGCCAGAGAAUGAAAACAACAAACUGGGAAGUGAUGUUCCACAUUCAGUAAAAGAAAAAACAGCUGACAGGAGUUCAGAGGAUGGCAGGAAUUUGGAUGUGAAACCUCACAUGCCUGAAGAAGAAUCAGAACUAUCUACUUGGAAAAUACAAAUGCCGUCAUUCAAAAUGGCCAAAACACUUAAAGCAGACAUGAAAAUACCAAGAGAAGAAAGCGCAGUGGAAUCAGUAGAUACUGUAAAAAAGGAAAAGGUAGAAGAAGAUGGCAUGCCCACAAGUGAUAAAACCGUGAAGAUGGACACGAGCAUGAAGACAGGAGAAAAGGAUUUGGAGGGAAAAGAAAGCAAAUUCAGACUGCCAAAGUUAAAAUUACCUACGUUUACCUGGUCAAGUACAAAGGAUGAGACAGGGCAAACUGAAGGUCAG